This is a messenger RNA of Wallemia mellicola CBS 633.66, 3018 nucleotides long. RefSeq names its product SNF5-domain-containing protein. Gene Ontology annotation, cellular component: nuclear chromosome. The transcript is spliced from 3 exons. Gene Ontology annotation, biological process: chromatin remodeling. Lineage: Eukaryota; Fungi; Basidiomycota; Wallemiomycetes; Wallemiales; Wallemiaceae. The record is from RefSeq and is a predicted model, not a curated record. Bases 1 to 2982 code for a protein of 993 amino acids.
AUGGACACUGCAUCUGUGGAUGAAAAAAAUAAAAGUAAAAUACGCCAAUGGGAUUCGUCUGAUGAUAAUUACCUAAAGCUACUAUCAAAUGAUAGCAGAUUAUAUAACUCUAUAUCAAAGUCAUCGCUAAAGCAACCUUCCGUAGAUAAUUACAAACUAUCUAAACCCAAGUAUCAAUGGUUUGAAAGGCCAGAGAAGGAUCCACCUUUGGCUUUAGAUAGUAAAGUCAAGCUACUCUAUCCAAAAGAUACGAAUAACUUGGUUGAUCAAAUUCGUAAUAAAUUAUCUAUAAGUCCACCUAUUAGAUUUCAGAAGUUCCAUUACAAAGACGCUGCUCAAGUGAAUGAGGAAUUGGUCCCUAUUAGGUUGGAUUUUGAUCAAGAUUAUUUGAGAUUAAAAGAAGUAUUCUGUUAUAAUCUCAAAGAGCCACAUAUUACCCCAAAAUUGUUGGCUAUCUCACUAUGUCAUGACUUCGGUUUAAACGAGUAUACUGCAGCACAUCAUAUUGAGAAAGCAAUCAUUGAUCAAUUAGAUGAAUGGAAAUCUAACGUACACGAAUAUUUGAAUAUGCACGGUCCUUCUACUUCAACUAAUGUGGGAUUACUUGAUCAAUCCGAAUUAAAUUGGUGGAAUUCUAUAAAAAACGAUAGCAUACCCGAUGAUAUCAACGUCAAAGAAGAGCUUGAUACUAAUAUAGAUCAGGAACUUGAAGAAGAUAUCAGAAUACUGAUAAAAUUGGAUAUAGUACAUCCACCAAAUCAUCUAAUUGAUCAAUUUGAAUGGCCAUUAUCAACCUCUUUACAAGAGGAUGCCCCUGAAUUAUUCGCAACUAAUUUCGCCCUAGAAUUAGGUCUACCGGGUGAAUUCAUUACAUCAAUUUCUCAUAAUAUACGCGAACAAUCAUCAUUUUAUUUGAAAUCUUUAUCAAAAUUAAAUCACCCGAUUGAUGAGAAGGAUUCACUAUUAAAAAUACCUGAUGAAGACUUCCGUAAAUCAUUCUUGCCCCAGUUGAUAGAUCAUCAAUUGGAAAGGACACCGAGAGAUGCUGCAGAAUUUACACCAAAAUUGGAACCAGUAUCUUCUGAAGAUUUAAUUACUUAUGAAAAAGAUUUAGAAAAGGAUAAUAGAAGGCGUAAAAGAUUACAGAAGAAUCGCAAAACUAAUUCAUCAAUUUUGACACAAGAUAGAGAACCAAUAAAGACUUUCAGGACAUUACCACAGUUCCCUGAAACGUAUAUAUCAGUUCCACAUUCAUUCUUGAAAGAUCAACCAGUAGUUGGAGGAAAUAAUCAAAAUAAUCAACAAUUACCAACUAAUUAUCCAAGACGCGCUGCUGCUGCUAAAGCAAGUUUAAAUAUAUCAACCUCUGCACAAGCGGAAUUGGCAGAUAUUGACAAUAAUCCUGAAGAUGAAGAUUAUGGUGGUGAGGAUAGUCAUUUUGAUAACUUUAAUUCCACUAUGCAAUUUAAUGAAGAGGAGAAUAGAUAUGUUCAAAAGCCUUUACAAAUCCAACCAUUCGAUCAAUCCAAAAUGGCAAUUACCAAGAGACCUCGAUUUAUUCAAGAAGUACCAACUAAGAUUGAUUAUAAUCCUAUACCGAGAUUGAGAGAGGGUGCUAAGAUGUUUACUACUGGUAAUAAUAAAGCAAUGAAAUAUGGACAUGGAAUAGCUUUUAAGAAGGAUCUAUCACCUGGUGUGGAAGUCAAGAAACUUUCAGCUGCUACUAUAAAUAUAUACAGUUACUUCUCAACUGAAAAUCAACAUGAAAAUAUCAUCAAUGGAAUAUGGCAUUGUAGUAAUUGUGGUGUACCUGAAAUGUACGCGAUUGGUAGAAGGAAAGGACCAAUGGGUGAUAAAAGUCUUUGUGGUGAAUGUGGAAAGUAUUUACACAAGAUGCGUAAAAACAAACCAGUAGUUUACAACAAUGACCCUGAAUACCAUAAAGGUUUGAGAGAACAGAUGGAGAGGGAAAAUGAAGAAAGGAAUCAACUCCAAAAGGCGAAUGCACAACGUUAUAGAAAGGAAAUGAAGGCAUCAAGGCAAGCUCAAAAAGUUGCAAAAGAGGCUGAACAACUUGAUUUCUAUAGUAAUUCUCAUAAAAGAAAACAAGAUUUGGAUUUCAGUGAUGAAGAUGAUACAUUUGAAUACAAGAGAGGCAAGAGGAAAUCGAUUGAUGAUGAUGAAGAUGAUGACGAUUACAAUGAAGGUGAAGAAGAGAAAGGCUUACCACAGACACGAUCACAGCGUCAUAGACAAGUGCAAUUACCUCCACAGCCAUCACCUACUAGUAGCCAAUCUGAAGCAUUUGGGGAUACAUCUAAAACGCGUCAAUCACAGUCUACGCCAACUUGGUUAUCAGAAGCAGCCAAGCAACUUCGAUUGAAAUAUCCAAACGAUCAGUUUAUUAUUGUUGAAAAGCCAUCACAAGCUGGUGAAGUUCAAGAGUGGAGAAUAAAAUGUCUUGAUUGUCCAGGAAAGAUGUACACACCUGGUCCUGGAAUGACAGUUGAAAAUUUCGAAAAACACCUUAAGAAUCGCCAACAUAAGCAAAAGUUAAUGGCUAGAUUGGGUAUAACUGAUGGUUUAAGUCCACUGAAUGGACCAAGUACUAGUUUAAGUCCAAUGAGUCAUCCCCAUCAGCAAGGUUUGAAUCCUUUAUCACGACCUUCAUCUAGUCAUCAAACACCAAUGCAAGUCGCUAUGUCACAAGCACCUAGUCAACAAACCGAUAUUCUUGCCGCUGCUAUGCAACAUGCUUCUUCUCAACAUGAUCAGCCAGCACCGCAACAAUCACAAGGUCCUUCGCAAUUAUAUAAUCAAGAACAAUUUAUCAACAUUCCUCACGAUUUACCAAGUGAUCUGUCAAAUGACUUACCAGGUGAUUUACCAAAUUCGCUCGAUAUUUCAAACAUUGAUAUGGAUAUGAUUGGUCUUCCUUCAUUUGAUUUUAAUAGUCAAAAUGACGAUCAAAGUCAAUUCUAAAAGAUUUAAAUUCAAUAAUAAUGUAUUCUUUUUUCU